Molecule: messenger RNA, 1167 nt
Organism: Adineta ricciae
Lineage: Eukaryota; Metazoa; Rotifera; Eurotatoria; Adinetida; Adinetidae
Source: the annotation of a GenBank genome assembly
AUGACAUGCUCGUAUACAAAUGACUUGAUUCGAAGUGUUCUCGAAGAAGAAAAUGAUUUGUUUCGCAUUAAUAAUUCAUCAACGUCAAAUGACGACAAUGUACUCUAUUGGUUGGAAUAUGAAGAACUCGAUUUUGAUAUGAUUUAUCGAGCUGCAAAAGAUUCCAAUAGGAAAAUUUUCGUUAAUUCAUAUUGUAUACGUAAGGGUCUCUUACGUAAAGCUAACUUUGCAUUAUUCGUCCAAAAAUAUCUUUCUAAAAAACCUGACUCAAUCUUACGUCGUCAUUAUCCGGAGACUCACAUCCUCGACUUGUCACAUCCGGACUAUCUCGACGAAGCGCUCAAUGAAGCUUACGAAUUACGCGAUGUACUUCAAGCCAAUGUCGAAGAAACAACAGAUAAACCGAUUCCGUUUAUUCUCAAAGCUUCGAUUUUAGAUAAAGCUAGUGAAUUAUUCAUCUUUCAUACUCAAGCUGAAUUAGAAGAUUUCUUCACUACGAAAUUCGAUGACGACGAUGAGGAUGAAGACGAGGAGAACAACAUAAGCAUGGUUCGCGAAUGGGUUGUUCAACGAUACAUAACAAAUCCUAAACUUCUUUCAGUCUAUCAGAAUCGUAAAUUUCAUUUACGUGUUUACGUUGUUGCUGAAAAGAAUCUUCGUGUUUAUGUCUAUGAUGGUAUAUUAGCAUUAUUUGCGUCUUUAUCCUAUCAGAAUGAUCAGCAAUCGUUCAAUCGUCUUUGUCAUAUUACAAAUACGUGUGCUCAAAUCGAUUCGCCAUUGGAUGAGGAAGAUUUAGUGAAAGAAUUCUUUACAUUAGAAGGACUUGAUGACGAGAUUCGUUCGAAUAUAUUCGAACAAAUUAAAACUAUCGUCAAAGAAAUCUUUACUGGUCUGCAUAGCGAAACGCCAAUUUUUCAGCCAUUGAAAAAUGCCUUCGAAAUCUAUGGAUUUGAUUUUCUUAUCGAUGAGAAUAAUCAAGUUUAUUUUCUCGAAGCAAAUGCGUAUCCUGAUUUUAAGCAAACAGGCAAUUCAUUAAGUAUUCUAAUAAGAGAAUUAUUUCAAAAUGUUGUUCAACAAAUCAUCUUACCAUAUUUUGGUCAUGAACAAACGAACAAGGACCUUCAACGACGAUUACAUCUUGUUUAUGAUAAACAAAGGACAAUUUAG